CCGGCGGAAACGGGCGCGAGCAAGAUGGCCACCACCAAGCGUGUGCUGUACGUGGGUGGGCUGGCAGAAGAGGUGGACGACAAGGUUCUUCAUGCUGCCUUUAUCCCGUUUGGAGACAUCACAGAUAUUCAGAUUCCUCUGGAUUAUGAAACAGAAAAACACCGAGGAUUUGCUUUUGUUGAGUUUGAGUUGGCAGAGGAUGCUGCAGCAGCUAUCGACAACAUGAACGAAUCAGAGCUCUUUGGACGGACGAUUCGUGUCAAUUUGGCCAAGCCGAUGAGGAUUAAAGAGGGCUCUUCCAGGCCAGUUUGGUCAGAUGAUGACUGGUUGAAGAAGUUUUCUGGGAAGACUCUUGAGGAGAAUAAAGAAGAAGAAGGACCUGAGCCUCCGAAAGCUGAAGCCCAAGAGGGAGAACCCACUGCAAAAAAAGCCCGGUCAAAUCCUCAGGUAUACAUGGACAUCAAGAUUGGGAACAAGCCAGCAGGCCGCAUUCAAAUGCUCCUACGGUCUGAUGUUGUGCCCAUGACAGCAGAGAACUUCCGUUGCCUGUGCACCCAUGAAAAGGGCUUUGGCUUCAAGGGAAGCAGCUUCCACCGCAUCAUUCCCCAGUUCAUGUGCCAGGGUGGUGAUUUCACGAACCACAAUGGCACAGGGGGCAAGUCCAUCUAUGGAAAGAAGUUCGAUGAUGAAAACUUUAUCCUUAAACACACAGGACCAGGCCUUCUCUCCAUGGCCAAUUCUGGCCCAAACACCAAUGGCUCCCAGUUCUUCCUGACCUGUGAUAAGACGGAUUGGCUGGACGGCAAGCACGUGGUGUUUGGGGAGAUCACAGAAGGCCUGGAUGUCUUGCGGCAGAUUGAGAUACCCACAGAGACAUCCUGGAACCCCAUAUGUAUGGAACACCAUGACCAAAGACAACGUGAGGAACGGCUUUACUUAUUUGGCUUGUCCUUCUACAUCAUAGUUCAUUGCUGAGGGAAGUCGGGGCAGGAUCCGAAGCAUUAACCAUGGACGAAUGCUGCUUCUUAAACAACCUGCCGAGAGAUUGUACUGCCCACAAGAAGGCCCCCCGGGUGGGCCUCUGCCAGUCGGAAGGAGGCAGUUCCCUAUUGGAGGGGCCCAGGUGUCAAGUUGACAACCAAGAUUAGCUGUCUCAAACCUCUGCCAGAAUCAUCCGAAUGGUGCAACAGAGGGAGGGUGAAGCUGGGCCUGUGCCAGGCACAUUGCCAGUGCCUGAGAGUCCCAAAGAGGCCUCCUGGGUUUAGCCUCAACUUGCUGGGGGGUUCAGGGAAGGCAGCUCCGGAAGGUGGCUAGGGAGGGCUGCAGUUCUUGAUAGGAGACAGUCAUAGGCCUCUUAUGGGCAGGAGUCUAGCAUAGCUCUGGAGCUGGGGCAAGAAUGCUCAGUAGCAUAGCUGUGUCUCCCCCUCACCUGCAUCACCCGCUCCCCACCGAAGCAUGGGCCGUGAAGGGCAGUGCCUCUUACCUGAGGACUGCUUGGCCUCUGUUCUGGGGUUACCUUAUUCAUGAUACCUUUGCUCCAGCACCAAGAGGGAUUGUACUGCCCAUAAAAAGGGCACAACCUUUUCUGGCUAAUGCCAAGUUGUGUGCCUUUGUGCCAGCCUGUAGUAGCUGCACCAAGGUACAGUCAGGACUAUGGAUCAGGAAAACUGUUGGCAUUUUCUUUAAUAACAAUGCCUGAAUCCAGAUGCUAAAUCCACAAUAGGUUUUUUCAUUUGCUGGUCUCUUGUGCCUGCCUGUAGCCAGAGGUUUAGUGACUGAGAUCCAUAAAUACACCAAGAUUUUGCUUGGUUGUUUUUUGUUUGUUUUAAAGGAAGAUCUUGAUAGAUAUAAGGUCUCGAUAUAUCCCAGGCUGGCCUUGAACUCAUGGUAAUCCUGCCCCAGCCUCCCAGUGCUAAGGUUACAGGUGUGUAUUACUACUAUACCUGGCUGCCCCAUGAUUUUAAAUUCUUUUCUAGAAAGCCCAUUUUGUACCUCCAAGAGACAGGCUAUAGAGUGCUAGAGGGAGUUUGAUCAUGUCUGUACACACCUGAAUCUUCUGUUGGAUACUGAAGAGCCUGACAUCCAUCUUGUGCUCCAGAUUCAAGUCAGGCUAGGCCAGUAAUGAUCAUGAAUAGGUUGGUAAAUUGGAC
Apodemus sylvaticus (European woodmouse) is the source of this 2150-nucleotide messenger RNA. RefSeq names its product peptidylprolyl isomerase E (gene Ppie). Bases 25 to 975 code for a protein of 316 amino acids. Gene Ontology annotation, biological process: protein folding; protein peptidyl-prolyl isomerization. NCBI's taxonomy places the organism in Eukaryota, Metazoa, Chordata, Mammalia, Rodentia, Muridae. Gene Ontology annotation, molecular function: RNA binding; peptidyl-prolyl cis-trans isomerase activity. Gene Ontology annotation, cellular component: intracellular membrane-bounded organelle. The record is from RefSeq and is a predicted model, not a curated record. The transcript has 10 exons.